Molecule: messenger RNA, 632 nt
Organism: Penaeus vannamei (Pacific white shrimp)
Lineage: Eukaryota; Metazoa; Arthropoda; Malacostraca; Decapoda; Penaeidae
Product: anti-lipopolysaccharide factor
Source: RefSeq, a predicted model, not a curated record
CGAAGCCAGACUCGGCAAUUCUAACUGCUGAACUGAACUCCUCGGGAGUCUGUGGCAGCCGGAACAGCGUCAAACAGACAGUCAGCGUUAAGAGAGAGGUUUCCCCUCCUUCAGGAACUUCAAUUCAUAACACAUUCAAGAUGCGAGUGUCUGUCCUCAGCAUGGCCCUCGUGGUGGCGUUGGCUGCGUCCCUCGCGCCGCAGUGCCAAGCGAGUGGCUGGGAGGCGCUGGUGCCGGCCAUCGCGAACAAACUCACUGGACUGUGGGAGAGCGGAGAGCUGGAGCUGUUAGGACACUACUGCAACUUUAGCGUGACACCGAAAUUCAAGCGCUGGCAACUGUAUUUCAGGGGUCGCAUGUGGUGCCCAGGAUGGACAGCCAUCAGAGGCCAAGCCGAGACCCGUAGCAGAUCGGGCGUGGUAGGCAGAACGACGCAGGACUUCGUCAGGAAAGCUUUCAGCGCGGGUCUCAUCACCGAAUCAGAGGCCCAAGUUUGGCUUAAUAGUUAAGGCGAAGAAGAACGACACGCAGAUAUAAUUUAUAAGAGCGCCAUGGAAGGGAUCUCAUUAAUGGUAUAUCCAAAUUCUUCCGCGAAUGUUGAUACCUCAUCCAAUAAACAAGUAAUAUAAUGA